AUGGCAGCAUCCCAGAAGCCAACAGAAACGUUGUGUACCCCGACGACGGCGGAGACCAUGCUCGUGUUCGAUAUCGCCGGGUACAGCCUGCACAAGGGCAUCGGCGCCGGCAAAUUCAUCCAGUCCAACCCCGUCUCUGUUGGCGGCUACGAGUGGUGCAUACGCUACUACCCUGACGGAGACGCAAGCAAGGAGAGCGAGGACCACGUGUCGGUCUACCUGGAGCUCCUGACCAAGGGCGCCAAGGCAAGGGUGAUCUACGACCUGAGGCUGGUCAACCAUGAAAUCGAUCUGACCACGGGGAGGUGCUGCCCGAAAUCGCCGACAGAGUUCGACUCCCUCGACGCAUCCAUCCUUGGGAGAAACAAGCAGCUCAAGAAGAAGAGAAGCGAACUAGAGAAGUCUCCAUUCCUGCGGGAUGACCGCCUCAUGAUCGAGUGUGCCCUCACUGUGAUCAAGGAACCACUUGUGGAGGAGACCGUUAAAAUCCGGGUGCCACCCUCAGACUUGGCAGAUAAUCUUGGAAAAUGGCUAGAGACGAAGGAGGAAACAGAUGUGACAUUCAAUGUUAGAGGGGAGACCUUCCAUGCGCAUAAGAUCUUGCUUGCGAUGCGGUCACCGGUCUUCAAGGCCCAGCUCUAUGGACCGAUGGGAGACAGGACGGCGCGGAACAUAACCGUGGAAGAUAUGCAGCCUGAUGUUUUCAAGGACUUGCUUGACUUCAUCUACUGUGAUAAGUUGCCUUCCCUGGACAACCCCGAUAAGGAGAAUGACGAGAUGGUUAAGCAUUUACUGGUGGCUGCAGAUCGCUAUGCCAUGGAAAGGAUGAAGAUGAUAUGUGAAGCCGUUCUCUGCAAAAGUCUUACUGUCGAGACUGUCGCGUCCACGUUAGCUCUGGCUGAUCAGUAUCAUUGCAGCGGGCUCAAAGAUGCUUGCAUUGAAUUUGCCAUCUCUUGUAAUAGAAUGGGUGGUGUGGUUGCAAGCCAAGGGUAUGUGCACUUGAAAAGAUCAUGCCCUGCUGUCUUAGGAGAUAUCCUGGAGAGAGUAACGAAGUCUCCCAAAGUUUAG
Messenger RNA from Triticum urartu, 1068 nucleotides. The record is from RefSeq and is a predicted model, not a curated record. NCBI's taxonomy places the organism in Eukaryota, Viridiplantae, Streptophyta, Magnoliopsida, Poales, Poaceae.